CCCGCUCCCCGCGCCCCGCGCCCCACGCCCGGUUCCCCGGCCCAGGCUCCCUUCGCGGCUCGUGGCGCGGCCAUGAGGCUGCGGGGACGCGGUCCCCGGGCCGCCCCCGCCUCCAGCGCGGGGGCCGGCGACGCGCGGCUGCUGGCGCCCCCGGGGCGGAACCCCUUCGUGCACGAGCUGCGCCUCAGCGCCCUGCGGAAGGCCCAGGUCGCCCUCAUGACGCUGACGCUCUUCCCCAUCCGGUUGCUGGUCGCCGCCUUCAUGAUGCUGCUUGCCUGGCCCUUCGCACUCCUGGCUUCAUUGGGAUCCGCCGAGCAGGAGCCCGAGCAGCCCCUGGCCUUGUGGAGGAAGGUCGUGGACUUCCUGCUCAGGGCCAUCAUGCGCACCAUGUGGUUCGCCGGCGGCUUCCACCGGGUGGUCGUGAAGGGGCGGCAGGCCCUGCCCACCGAGGCAGCCAUCCUCACCGUGGCACCACACUCCUCCUACUUCGAUGCCAUCCCCAUCACCAUGACGAUGUCCUCCAUCGUGAUGAAGGCAGAGAGCAGAGACAUCCCGAUAUGGGGAACUCUGAUAAAGUACAUCAAGCCAGUGUUCGUGUCCCGAUCAGACCAGGAUUCCCGCAGGAAGACCGUGGAAGAGAUCAAGAGACGGGCGCAGUUGAAUAGAAAGUGGCCGCAGAUAAUGAUUUUCCCAGAGGGCACUUGCACCAAUAGGACCUGCCUGAUUACCUUCAAGCCUGGAGCCUUUAUUCCAGGAGUCCCUGUCCAGCCUGUGGUCUUGCGGUACCCAAAUAAACUGGACACUAUCACGUGGACGUGGCAAGGCCCUGGAGCGUUGGAAAUCCUGUGGCUCACGCUGUGUCAGUUUCACAAUCAAGUGGAAAUUGAGUUCCUUCCUGUGUACAGCCCGUCUGCGGAGGAGAAGAAGGACCCCGCCCUGUACGCCAGCAACGUGCGGCGUGUCAUGGCCGAGGCCCUGGGCGUUCCCGUGACCGACUACACGUACGAGGACUGCCAGCUGGCCCUGGCAGAAGGACAGCUUCGCCUCCCCGCGGACACCUGCCUUCUGGAGUUUGCCAGGCUGGUGAGGGGCCUGGGCCUAAAACCAGAAAAACUUGAAAAAGAUCUGGAUAAAUAUGCAGAAAGCGCGAAGAUGAAGAGGGGGGAGAAGAUCGGUCUCACGGAGUUUGCAGCCUUCCUGGAGGUCCCCAUUUCGGACACGCUGGAGGACAUGUUUUCCCUGUUUGACGAGAGCGGAGCUGGCGAGAUGGACCUGCGGGAGUACGUGGUCGCCUUGUCUGUUGUCUGCCGGCCGUCCCAGACCCUGGACACCAUCCAGCUGGCCUUCAAGAUGUACGGGUCACCGGAGGAUGGCAGCAUAGACGAGGACACCCUGUCCAGCAUCCUCAAGACCGCCUUAGGGGUGGCGGAACUGGCCGUGACCGACCUUUUCCGGGCCAUUGACCAGGAGGAGAAGGAGAAGAUCACGUUUGCCGACUUCAACAGGCUUGCAGAAAUGCACCCCGGCUUUGCAGAGGAGUAUCUGUACCCCGACCAGACGUGUUCUGAGAGCCGUGCACAGCCUCCCCCGGCUCCAACCCCCAACGGCUUCUGUGUUGACUUCAGCCCUGAAAACUCAGACGUUGGGAAGAAGCCUGUUCGUAAGAAACUGGACUAGGAUGGAAGGUUCUGGAGAGACGAGGCCUCUCCCUCCCCAGCUCUGAGGCCAUGCCGCCUCCACAUGGCGCCAGCCCAUCUGCUGUGACAGCCCCCGGGUUCCACUCCCCCACAGACAUUUGCUGUCCUCAGGCCCGUGUUCUGGGAGACCCGAGGGUGGUUCUGACCCUGUUUGUUUGCAAAGAGCCCGGCGUGUGGCAGUGCCUGGCAGAGCGGUGGACGGGGAAACACGCGCUCACCCACCCUGGGCUCCUGCACGCGGCUCUCCCUUUGGGCAGCUCUCUCGGGCCGGGGGACAGGGGCUUGUUCUCCCUAGAGGCUCCUGGUUUUCACUGUCCCUCUCAGUCCUUCCUAACCUCCUCAUCGGUCACUCCUGGCAGCACGCACAGCCGCCAGCCCCUGCGCACACGUGAAGUCCUCUCAAAAGAGGACACGCGUCACGCGCCUGAUUCCGGCACAAAGUCUCUGCCGGCCAGUGUGGCGUCAGUGCCCAGGGCCAGCACCUGGUUUUUAAAGUUUCUAUAUUUGUGGGAGCUCAUGCGCAUUUUAUAAACUUCAUUUAGAUACUUCAGGAAACAUUCAACAUUUUUUUAAAAAACAAAAGAAAAUUGUUUUUAUACUUCAUUUUCCUUUGAGGGUCAGAGAAUAUCUUCUCACGGGCCCUUUUUUGGUAGAAUCUGAGGCUGUCUGGGCCUCGACUUAACCUUCUCUCCAGCCUGGCCACCGAGUAGACGCCUCCCCAUCCGGGCGACCCUCUCCCUUCCCGGGUGCUCCUCAAGCCCCCUCUUUAUACCCGUUGCCAGCCUGGUGUUUCUGUUUCCACGUCACGUGAUCCACUUCUCUGUAGCAUAGACCCAGCCAAAGCCUGAGUGUUGGGGAACGGGGCAGCAGGGGGUGCAGACGGGCAUCCCGAUUCUUGGUGGGCGGGUGUGGCUGCAUCGCAGCGAGGAUCCCUCAAGGCUCGGGACAGACACAGCAGGUCCCAGUGGAGGUGGACCGUCGUCCCCUUUGCAUGGGUUCUGGGUAAGAUGGAGGAAGCGGCCGCCCGUGCGUCUGGCUGACCUGCCUUUCUGAAGACAGGAGCCACGUGGGAGGGAACGGUGUGGAGAGCACGGCAGCAGGCUGAGGGUGUCCGGCGACAGCCUUGUGCCAUGGCGACAAGGGUGGCAUCAGCUCCACCACAGGGAAGUCGUCUGUCCACGACCAUGGGGUUCAGGUCCCCUCUCUGAGUCUGAGGUGCUCCAGGCACGGGGAAAGUGACACUGGUCACCUGGUUCAUCUCCUCACGGCACCACUAGACACCUGUCCUUAAAGCACAAUAAUUAUUACCACAGACCCUGGCUUGUUCCCGAAAACCAAGCCUCUGGGUCUGUUUGGGAAAAAAAUUCAUUUUGAAUUUCUAAGAUGAGUUGGAUUUUAUAUUGGUGGCAUCCCUAUGGAAAGUGACCCCAGGGCCAGAAGUACAGGGAAAAUGUGUGCUGACUCCUCGAGGUGUGCGUGAUGUGCGUUUCUGCCCAUAGACAUUGGAAAUGGAGGGACAUUAACUUCUGUGGCUCUGACCCUCUGCCUUGUUCCAACCGCACACUGCCAGCCAGGCCGUGGCGGGGAUGGGCACUGCUGUCGCCUCCAGGGCCCUGGCUCGCCAGACACAAAGGAAUUCCAGUGCAGCCGUGGUAGCCAACAGUAAUUGAUUUUAUAAUUAUAGAUGCAUAAAGGGUCCUUUUUAAAAGAGAAAAACCUACAAAUGACCAAUGAAGGAGGUGAAUAGACUAAGAUAUUCUGAGGGAAGGGGCUGGAAUGGUGGCCUCCGUCCUUCAUGUCUGUGGAUGAAGAGUUUUUUGAAUGAAAUGCUGCUGUGCAUUUUCAGGAAAAAAAUCUCUGAUAAACAGACUUUGAAUGGAUGUUUGUCCCUCCUCAUUCCCUUUCCCUCUUGCAGCAAUGUAGCGCCCAUGGGCAUUCAGAACUGUGAAUGUACAUAGUUUUGAGUUAAAUCCCUUUCUGUGAGAUGAGGACAAGAGGGGCAGGUGCAGCACGGCCCCACCUGCAGGGUCCCGCUGGGCACGUGAUCGAGGGCUGGGCACGUGUGGGAGACCAGGGGUUCUCGAUGGAAUGAAUAAAACGUAAACUUGAGGAUG
This is a messenger RNA of Diceros bicornis minor, 3811 nucleotides long. It is a transcript of the gene LPCAT1, whose product is annotated as lysophosphatidylcholine acyltransferase 1. Lineage: Eukaryota; Metazoa; Chordata; Mammalia; Perissodactyla; Rhinocerotidae. The transcript is spliced from 14 exons. The record is from RefSeq and is a predicted model, not a curated record. Gene Ontology annotation, molecular function: calcium ion binding. The coding region runs from base 73 to 1677 and encodes 534 amino acids.